GCAGCCAAGUAGUGUCAUGAUUGUGCUUUUGUAAAUAUAUUACAUCGCGAGUUUAGAAGCGUUUGACUGUAUUUUUUGUCAUGUCGACAUUAGGCACGUUGAGUUACUAUGCAGACCCACACCUUCCCCCAGACCAAGGGGAUAUUAUGGCAUCCAGAUACCCAGGUCCAACCGGACUGGAACAGGCGAGUCAGCAGAUGACUGAAUAUGGCGCUCAGGAAUCUUGCCCUUUGCAGAUGAAAUCUUCUAUUUUCAGCGCGUCUUGGAGUCCCAUUUCUGCCCAUCAGCCUCCGAACAACUCUUCUAUAACGCAUCAGCCCUAUUUGCACCAUCACUGUCCAACAGGAGAUACUGAUGGGAUGUUUAUGCGCUCCUGGGCUUUGGAACCGGUGUCCACGUCGAUAUGUUUAACGGGAUUAUCGUCAAAUAUGCACUAUGAUAUCAAACCUGAGCCGCUGAUUGGGAGUGGUGACUGCACAACGUUGGAAACGCACACACCUCUUGUGUCCGACAUUGAUAACGGGACAUCUCUUGCAGAGAAGGAUACGAUCGCCUGUGAAUCCCUUUUUUCCAAACCAAGUGAAGAAAGCACACCAAUAGUAGUGGAAAAAAGGGAGAGCCAGACCAACGCAGAUGACCCAUCUUCCAACUGGCUUCAUGCAAAAUCCACCAGAAAAAAGCGCUGUCCGUACUCUAAGUAUCAGAUACUUGAACUGGAGAAAGAGUUUCUGUUUAAUAUGUAUCUCCCCCGAGACCGUAGAUACGAAGUAGCAAGAGUUCUUAAUCUGACUGAGAGACAAGUUAAAAUAUGGUUUCAGAACCGCCGGAUGAAGAUGAAGAAAGGGAAUAAAGACCAUCGGAAGGACAUGUGAAACAUGAUGAGUAUUAGGGCCUGUCCUGAGAAAACUGAAUAGCUCAAAGUGGUGGAUUUUCAGGAACCAAUGUUAUUUCUGGAAAAUGGUUGCCACCAGUCGAUCCACAUUUAGCUGUUGUCUAUGUUGUGUUCUGUGGGUGUUGUGUUAUUGUCGUUGAAAAUCUGUCGGCUCGUUUUCUUCCUAUAGUGUUCUAUGCUUUGUAAUGGUUAUUUGUUUGUGAUUGGUACUUCUAACGUUAUCUAAUUAACUUGGACGUAAUUGGGAAAUAAUUCCAUUAGUGCACACAGAUAACAUGUUAGAAAUUGUCUAUUAAUGUUCCCUGCAUGAAAUGUUUCCAUGGUUUCUGUUUUUUUAACCCAGUGUUUAUAUUAUAGAUUAUAAGGCUAAUAAUGUUUAUGCCUUGACUACCUGAAUGUGUUUCAACUACCUAACUACAUUCGACCAUUAAUUUAUUGUUAUUUUGCAAAAACAACAAUACCUCAAUGUCUCAAGAGUAUUUCGAUUCUAAA
Messenger RNA from Esox lucius (northern pike), 1384 nucleotides. RefSeq names its product homeobox A9b (gene hoxa9b). Gene Ontology annotation, cellular component: nucleus. Gene Ontology annotation, biological process: regulation of transcription by RNA polymerase II; DNA-templated transcription; anterior/posterior pattern specification. NCBI's taxonomy places the organism in Eukaryota, Metazoa, Chordata, Actinopteri, Esociformes, Esocidae. The record is from RefSeq and is a predicted model, not a curated record. The coding region runs from base 81 to 872 and encodes 263 amino acids. Gene Ontology annotation, molecular function: RNA polymerase II cis-regulatory region sequence-specific DNA binding; DNA-binding transcription factor activity, RNA polymerase II-specific. The transcript is spliced from 2 exons.